CGACAAUGGUCAAGAUUACAGUCAAGACGACCCAACAGAAGGUCCAUCAUGUCGAAGUCGAGCUGACUGACACCAUCGGCACCGUGAAGCAGAAGAUCUCGGAUGAGCACGGUCACCCAGUCGCUGCACAAAAGAUCAUCUACUCUGGCAAGAUUCUGCCCGAUGACAAGACUAUUGAAUCAUGUGCACUCAAGGAGAAGGAUUUCUUCGUCCUGAUGGUGUCCAAGCCCAAGGCUACCCCUGCUGCCUCAACGAGUACCACGCCUGCACCGGCCACCCCUGCACCUGCUGCCGCCGCACCUGCCACAGCUCCAACGCCCGCUGCCGCCCCAGCUCCCGCUCCAUCACCCGCUGCUCCAGCUCCAGCUGCUGCACCGUCAGAAGCGACUACCGCUGCCCCUGCACAGGAAGGCUUUGGAACUGGAUCCUUCCUCUCCGGAGCUGCAUAUCAAAAUGCUGUUCAAAACCUCGUCGAGAUGGGUUUCCCUCAAGAGCAAGUCGUCCGUGCAAUGAGGGCAAGCUUCAACAAUCCUGACCGAGCUGUCGAUUACUUGAUGAAUGGAAUUCCUGCACAUCUCGAAGCAGAGGCUGCAGGCCCGGCUGCCCCUGCUCCUGCUGCCGGUGGUGCUCCUGCUGCUGCUGCUGCCCCUGCUGCUCAAGCUCCUGCCCCUGCCCCUGCUGCUCCCGCAAACCAGCCUCAGAACCUCUUCCAGCUUGCGCAACAGCAGCAGCAAGGUGGUGGAGGCGCCGGGGCUGGAGGACCAACUCUUCCUGGUGGGCUCAACAUCGAGACCCUACGAAACAACCCACAAAUCGCUGCGAUCCGACAAGCUAUGGCUCAGAAUCCACAAGCAGCACAGGCUCUCAUUCAACAGCUUGCACAACAGAACCCUCAGAUUGCACAGAUUAUCGGUUCCGACCCUGAUCUGUUGACUAACCUCUUCCUCCCUGGUGAAGGAGACAUCCCCCCUGGCGCCACCGUCGUCAACAUUACACCAGAGGAGAACGCAGCUAUCGAAAGGUUACAAGGCCUUGGGUUCCCCCGGGAAGUGGUCAUCCAGGCGUACUUUGCGUGCGACAAGAAUGAGGAGCUCGCAGCCAAUUACCUGUUCGAGCACGGCUUUGACGACGACGACUAAUUAGCUAGCGGUGACGGUGAUACCUGAUUGUAUUUUUGUAUCUGUUUUUAUGCGCGAACGAAUUGUAGCCUUAAGUAUUAUUGGGAAUGGACUUCUGGAUUCUCCGUCCUCCGUCCUCUGCC
Coprinopsis cinerea okayama7#130 is the source of this 1261-nucleotide messenger RNA. RefSeq lists its product as hypothetical. NCBI's taxonomy places the organism in Eukaryota, Fungi, Basidiomycota, Agaricomycetes, Agaricales, Psathyrellaceae. Gene Ontology annotation, molecular function: damaged DNA binding; proteasome binding; polyubiquitin modification-dependent protein binding. The transcript is spliced from 7 exons. The coding region runs from base 6 to 1139 and encodes 377 amino acids. The record is from RefSeq and is a predicted model, not a curated record. Gene Ontology annotation, cellular component: nucleoplasm; cytosol. Gene Ontology annotation, biological process: nucleotide-excision repair; proteasome-mediated ubiquitin-dependent protein catabolic process.